CUAUUUUAAAAAGUACAAGUGCUGUAUUUUCUUUACAAGGAUGACGGAGAAAGAAUACAAGACAACAAAGAAAGCAGGAUUACAGGAUAUAGAAAAGAGUCAGUUCCAAUUACUUGAACAAGUAAAAGAUUUAAAGCAUCAAUUAAAGCAAAAGACCGAUGAAUGCAACGCGCUUCAAGACAAAUUGACUACAAAAACAACCGAACAUGAAGAAAAGCUGAAAAAGAUGCGAGAGAUAUUUGGACAGGCUACCAAAAGCAUAGAUAACUAUCGAGCAACGAUCGCCUCACAGAAAAAGGAAAUUGAAGAAUUAAAGUGUCAACUGGAAGAGUAUCAAGCUAAAGAAGAGAAAUAUAAUAUAGACUUGACGUCAAAUCAAUGUAACUCAUCUAUGAUAAUACAAGUUGUGUUCUAUUAACUAUUUAAAAUAGCAACCCUAGAAGUAUUGAAAAGAGAAAAGGAUUCAGCAGAGGAGAGGAUGGAGAGUUAUGUAAGGUUCUUGGGACAAUGUAUGUACAAUUACUCAUUUUAAAAU
Molecule: messenger RNA, 535 nt
Organism: Rhizopus microsporus ATCC 52813
Lineage: Eukaryota; Fungi; Mucoromycota; Mucoromycetes; Mucorales; Rhizopodaceae
Exons: 4
Coding region: 41-418 (125 amino acids)
Source: RefSeq, a predicted model, not a curated record